Molecule: messenger RNA, 408 nt
Organism: Iphiclides podalirius (scarce swallowtail)
Lineage: Eukaryota; Metazoa; Arthropoda; Insecta; Lepidoptera; Papilionidae
Source: the annotation of a GenBank genome assembly
AUGGAUGUGUUAACAAGACCUGCAGAAGAAUUUGGGAAUGACGAAACCUUGGAACAUUUGUGGGCGGCUAAAGCAAUGGAGCAUAGUGAUAUAUAUUUUAAUGUUCUCUGCUCUGUAGACACAAGAUGGCUUUGUCUCACACCACAUGAUGACCUUAUAUAUUCACAUUUUCGACAAGACUUUCCAGACAUGGAUGUCAGAAAAAUAAAUGAGAAUGAGAUAAAAAAUAGUGCAAACAAAGCCCGUUGGAGGAUGUUCUGUGAAAAGUUUAAAAAUAUUGUUGAAGAUUAUAGUUUUGGCACUCUGUUAAGAGCAGAUACUAAUGUACCACAGAAGACCGACGAAGAAGACAUAGACCACAGAAGACCGAAGCAGGUGAACCGCCAGCUCGUUUGCCACUUUCUCAAA